AUGGCGAAGAUCAGGAACCACGGUCAGGUUGUAGCAGCAGAUGUUGGCGUCUGCGUGCAGGAGAUGGUGAAGGCAGACGCUGCCGGUGUUCUCUUCACCAGAGAUCCAGUGUCUGGAAACCCUGGCGUCAUGUCCAUCAACGUGUCAUACGGAAUCGGGGAGGCGGUUGUCUCGGGAGUGACGGAACCAGAUACAAUAUUCCUGCAUCGUAGCUUCUACGAUAAGCUUAGCAUCAAAGAGAGAAUCAUAGGAAGCAAGUGCGUCAGAAUAGAUCUUAGUGAGUCAGGAGGAGUGCAGGAAAUAGAGACAGACGCUAAAGGUGAAUGUAGCCUAGCAGACGAAUCAGCUUUGGAACUGGGCAACAUUGGCAUACAGGUUGAGAAAUCGUUCUCCGACGCGCGAGAUAUAGAGUUUGCAGUGAAAGACGGGCAGAUCUACCUGCUGCAAGCUCGACCAAUCACGUCCCUCAACAUGGAGUCAGAAUACGAGCUGAUGCAUGAGCAGGAUGGACCGCUGUUAAUUGAUGAUGAAGUGUAUACACACGCGCAUAGCGGGGAGAUGAUGCCUCAGGCGAUGACACCUCUUACACUAGACGCAUUCGUCACUAACGUCGCCGGGAUAGGACAGGUGGUUAUUAUUCGAUUUGCAGCAGCAGCAGCAGAGAACACUAGGCUAGAAUAG
This is a messenger RNA of Priapulus caudatus, 681 nucleotides long. RefSeq lists its product as uncharacterized. Gene Ontology annotation, biological process: phosphorylation. Bases 1 to 681 code for a protein of 226 amino acids. Lineage: Eukaryota; Metazoa; Priapulida; Priapulimorpha; Priapulimorphida; Priapulidae. Gene Ontology annotation, molecular function: kinase activity; ATP binding. The record is from RefSeq and is a predicted model, not a curated record. The transcript is spliced from 6 exons.